This is a messenger RNA of Aspergillus calidoustus, 1192 nucleotides long. The record is from the annotation of a GenBank genome assembly. Lineage: Eukaryota; Fungi; Ascomycota; Eurotiomycetes; Eurotiales; Aspergillaceae.
ACUUUUUCGAGAUCUUUGACGGUGGUGACGACACUGUCGACCAUGUCGAUUUGUAAGCUCCCAGCUUUGCCUCGGGAGGGCGCGGCUACCGUUGGAACCCCCUCAUCCAGCUUAUACAGUGUACCGCGAAACUUGGCGAACCAAACCAGCCACAACAAUGCCCAACAUGAAGGAAGCGAUUGUGCACAAGGGAGCCACUGUCGAGAUUGUCAAUAGCCCCGUCCCAACUCCCAAUGCGGACCAGGUCCUGAUCAAGGUCGUUGUGAGCGGGACAAACCCAAAGGAUUGGAAGCUCCCAGAGUGGCUUGACAAACCUGGCAAUCAAGGCGACGACAUUGCAGGGGUCGUCGAAGCCGUUGGUGAGAAUGUGACCGAGUUUAAGCCUGGAGACCGCGUCGCGGCUUUCCACGAGAUGACCACGUCCGGUGGCAGCUAUGCCGAGUAUGCUAUUGCCUGGCAGCAUACUACCUUUCAUCUGCCAAAGAACACCUCGUUCGAGGAGGCGGCGACGCUGCCCCUGGCUGCCUUGACUUCCGUGGCUGUCCUCUACCACCACCUGGCUCUUCCUGAGCCAUGGCGUCCCGCUACAUCCAAGAUUCCUCUCGUCAUCUAUGGUGGCGCAUCAGCCAUUGGAGCGUAUGCCAUUCAGCUCGCUCAGAAGAGUAACAUCCACCCUGUUAUUGCCAUUGCCGGCCGAGGCGCUCCCUUUGUCGAAAAACUCAUCGACCGAUCCAAAGGCGACACCAUCAUCGACUACCGAAAGGGCGACGAGGCGGUGAUUUCCGGAAUCAAGGAAGCCGUGGAAGCAUCCGGCGCAGACGCCAAGCUGCUACACACAUACGACUGUGUCAGCGAGGGCUCCAGUUAUGUCAACCUAGGCAAGGUCGUCGCACCCGGAGGCAAGAUCGUCGUUGUCCUUCCUGGAAAGGACUAUCCCGGCAUUCCGGAUCAUGUUCAGCUGGUGAAGAAUACUGUAGGCUGCGUUCAUGCCGAUCAGAAGGAUCUGGGAUACGUUUACUCUAGAUACCUGGCCAAGGGUCUACUUGAUGGGUGGUUCAAGCCGCAUCCGCACGAGGUUAUCCCUGGUGGACUAAAGGGAGUGGAACAAGCUCUGAAGAACCUGAAGAACGGAAAGGCCAGCGCGGUCAAGUACGUUGUACGGGUUGCCGAGACUCCUGGUCUCAACUCCUGA